UACUUUUGGCAAUAUAGUGUAUGUGUGCCAAUAAAAGUUUAUACCUGUGUAUAUACUUGUAAAUACUACACUUGUUUCUUUUUUUCCCAAACAGACAUGUUCAAAAUUGUCGAAUUUGUUGAGACACAUGAGGUGGAGCUGGUUCCAGCCAUUUGGGUGGAGAAUGGCCAGUGCUAUUGGCCUAAUUCACUGAGGGGUAUGGCCCUUCACCUGGCCAUUAAAAACAAGACACCUCCUAACUGUGACUGGGGAAGUUGGGAAGUCCGAACAAUGUUUUCAACAGACAGCUAUGAAGAGGGCAGAAGGAAGGCUAAAGAGGCAGAGACCUGGUCAGACCUCCAGUCAGACGCAGAAAUGUCUGGACAGAAACCACCAAGGCGUAAAAUGAAGAGUGUUCGAAUUGGCCCACCUGGAGGUUGCUUAAUGGACUCAGAGGAGGAAUCUGGCCCACCCCCCAAGCAACUUCUUCCACCUGCCCCCACUGUAAACCUCCCUGUAGUCAUCCCAAACACCACUUUCACCCCUGUUCCCAUCACCACAUUGCCAGCAGCAGCAGCACCACCACCACAAGGGACAUAUACAGAGAUGCUGCAAAAUUGGCAGCCGAUGGACGAUGUGCCACCGCUGCGGAGUUGUCAGACGUUCAGAAUUGCCCCCCAGCAAUCAUCAGAACCAGCCCUGCUGAGGGAGGUUCUAACAAAAUUAGAGAUGGUGCUGGACCAGCAAUCCACCAUCCUCAGAUUGUUGCAGCUGCGGGAAGACCAGGGACAGCUUUUGAACAUAGAGGAAGGUUUGCUGCCCCUGCAAGACCUUCCACAACUGCUCAGCCUUGAGCAAAGGAUUCAGCAGAGCCCAGAUUACAAGCAAAAACUGAUAAACUGGUUGGGGCUUAUUGGAGGAGUCAAUGGAAAGACUUCAGUGGCCACUCUUCAACUCAGAGAGGUUGUGAUUGCUGCAGUUUGGAGAAACCCCAUCACUGCUAAUGCCGCUGAAAUGGAGGUUGAGGGGACCAUAAGGAGGUGGCUCCAGCUGGCAGCUGAUCGAGAGGGCGGGCGCAAGAGACGGCUUUUGGAGAAGGCAGCUGUCUAA
This is a messenger RNA of Cyprinus carpio (common carp), 1089 nucleotides long. RefSeq lists its product as uncharacterized. The transcript has 8 exons. The coding region runs from base 97 to 1089 and encodes 330 amino acids. Lineage: Eukaryota; Metazoa; Chordata; Actinopteri; Cypriniformes; Cyprinidae. The record is from RefSeq and is a predicted model, not a curated record.